GUGAGUUUGCGAACGGAGCAGCAGCUGCAGGUGAGGCGCGGCGCCUGCGUUUCGGGGUUUCCAGAGCCUAUGGCGGAUACCCAGUACAUCCUACCCAAUGACAUUGGUGUGUCUACCCUGGACUGCCGUGAGGCCUUCCGCCUGCUGUCACCCACAGAGCGCCUUUAUGCCCACCACUUGUCCCGGGCUGCCUGGUAUGGAGGCCUGACUGUGCUACUGCAGACCUCCCCUGAGGCCCCCUACAUCUAUGCCUUGCUCAGCCGCCUCUUUCGGGCCCAGGACCCUGAUCAGCUGCGCCAACAUGCUCUGGCUGAGGGCCUCACAGAGGAGGAGUAUCAGGCAUUCCUGGUCUAUGCUGCAGGGGUCUACUCCAAUAUGGGCAACUACAAGUCCUUUGGUGACACCAAGUUUGUUCCUAACCUGCCCAAGGAGAAGCUGGAACGUGUGAUCCUGGGGAGCGAGGCCAUGCAACAGUACCCAGAAGAAAUCAGAGCCCUCUGGCAGACCUGUGGAGAGCUUAUGUUCUCUCUGGAGCCCAGGCUUCGGCACCUCGGGCUGGGGAAGGAGGGAAUCACCACCUAUUUUUCUGGGGAUUGCACCAUGGAAGAUGCCAAACUGGCUCAAGACUUUCUGGACUCCCAGAACCUCAGUGCCUACAACACGCGUCUCUUCAAGGAAGUGGACCAGGAAGGGAAGCCCUGCUACGAGGUGCGGCUGGCUUCCGUACUCAGUGCAGAUACUGCUUCAGUCUCCGAAGUGACUUCCAAACUGAAGAGCUAUGAAUUUCAAGGGAACCAUUUCCGUGUGACCCGGGGAGACUAUGCUCCCAUCCUCCAGAAGGUCGUAGAGCACUUGGAGAAAGCCAAGGCUUACGCAGCCAACAGCCACCAGGAGCAGAUGCUGGCCCAGUAUGUGGAGAGCUUCACCCAGGGCUCCAUCGAGGCCCACAAGAGGGGCUCCCGCUUCUGGAUUCAGGACAAGGGCCCCAUUGUGGAGAGUUACAUCGGAUUCAUCGAGAGCUACCGUGAUCCCUUUGGUUCCCGAGGAGAGUUCGAAGGCUUCGUGGCCAUGGUAAACAAGGCCAUGAGUGCAAAGUUUGAGCGACUGGUAGCAAGUGCAGAACAGCUGCUGAAGGAACUGCCCUGGCCCCCGGCCUUUGAGAAGGACAAGUUCCUCACCCCAGACUUCACCUCCCUGGAUGUGCUCACCUUCGCAGGCUCUGGCAUCCCUGCUGGCAUCAACAUCCCCAACUAUGAUGACUUGAGGCAGACAGAAGGCUUUAAGAAUGUGUCACUGGGGAAUGUGCUAGCGGUUGCCUAUACCACGCAGCGGGAGAAGCUGACAUUCCUGGAGGAGGAGGACAAGGACCUGUAUACCCGUUGGAAGGGGCCCUCCUUUGACGUGCAGGUGGGCCUUCAUGAACUACUGGGCCAUGGCAGCGGCAAGCUCUUUGCACAGGAUGAGAAAGGAGUAUUCAACUUUGACCCAGAGACAGUGAUCAACCCAGAGACUGGAGAGCAGAUUCGGAGCUGGUACCGGAGUGGGGAGACAUGGGACAGCAAGUUCAGCACCAUUGCCUCGAGUUAUGAAGAGUGCCGUGCCGAGAGUGUGGGCCUCUACCUCUGCCUCAACCCUCAAGUGCUGGAGAUCUUUGGCUUUGAGGGAGCUGAUGCCGAAGACGUGAUCUAUGUGAACUGGCUCAACAUGGUCCGGGCAGGGCUGCUGGCUCUUGAGUUCUAUACCCCAGAGGCUUCCAACUGGCGACAGGCCCACAUGCAGGCUCGCUUUGUGAUCUUGAGGGUCUUGCUGGAGGCUGGCGAGGGACUUGUUACAGUCACUCCCACCACAGGCUCUGAUGGGCGCCCAGAUGCUCGAGUCCGCCUUGAUCGCAACAAGAUCCGGUCAGUGGGCAGGCCUGCCCUGGAGCGGUUCCUACGGAGGCUACAGGUAAUGAAAUCUACAGGGGAUGUGGCCGGCGGGCGCGCCCUGUAUGAAGGAUAUGCAGCAGUCACUGACACUCCCCCCGAGUGCUUCCUCACCCUCAGAGAUACAGUGCUGCUGCGCAAGGAAUCCCGGAAGCUCAUUGUACAGCCCAACACUCGCCUGGAAGGCUCAGAAGUGCAGCUUCUUGAGUAUGAGGCCUCAGCAGCUGGACUCAUCAGAUCCUUCUCUGAGCGCUUCCCAGAGGAUGGGCCUGAGUUGGAGGUGGUUCUCACCCAGUUGGCCACUGCUGAUGCCCGUUUCUGGAAGAGCCCCAGGGAGGCCCAGUCUGGCCAAGCUUGAAGAUUUUGUGUGGCUCCUCCCUGUACUCCAUCCAACCAGAGCUGUGUCUGGCCCUCUAUUGUGUAAUUGGGGGAUAGGGGAGGGACAGGAGCUGGGACUUCGGUGCUACCUCGGCAGAAGGUGGUGACAUUUAACCCUUCCAUUUGUUGACACUUGCUGAUUUACCAAGUGCUUCCCUUAUGUUUUUUGAUCUGUGCUGCCGUCUGUGGAAUGGACACUAGGGGGCUCUAUCUGGUUUCCCAGAUGAAAAAAAUCCAAAACAAACGGUUCUGAGAAGUGAUUGAUUUAGAUCCUGGAGGUGGUAUGUGACAGAGUUGGGGCUCAAGAUGUUCUCACCAAAUCCAGUGCUCUUCAUGUAUUACUUUUAUAACUAGAAAAA
Octodon degus (degu) is the source of this 2662-nucleotide messenger RNA. It is a transcript of the gene Dpp3, whose product is annotated as dipeptidyl peptidase 3. NCBI's taxonomy places the organism in Eukaryota, Metazoa, Chordata, Mammalia, Rodentia, Octodontidae. Gene Ontology annotation, biological process: proteolysis. The transcript has 18 exons. The coding region runs from base 70 to 2283 and encodes 737 amino acids. The record is from RefSeq and is a predicted model, not a curated record. Gene Ontology annotation, cellular component: cytoplasm. Gene Ontology annotation, molecular function: metalloexopeptidase activity; dipeptidyl-peptidase activity.